ACCCGAGAAGAAGAAUAGGGAGCGCAACGCUCAAAGCAACAUCACGCCUCCUGAAUGCAGCGUCUCCAUGCUUCUCUCCACGCGAGUUACAAAGCUGCAAACAAAAGUUUGGUGCCUCCUGUCUUACUUGCUGAAGGUAAGGUAAAGGACUGCUUCAUGGGCCUAAACAGGCUCUUCCAGGGAUUUUGAGGAUAAACUGCAGCCUGCACUGGCUGUUAAAGAACAUUGUUCUUAUUGGUGAUUGAUAGCAGAGCUACCUCACCACAUAACUCUCUAAACCUCUGAGAAACAUUACCUUCCUUAUGUCUUAUCUCAUGUACAAUCCCUUUUCCCCUGGGACACAGAAUGCCUCCCAGGGGCAAACUGGCCUCUUCAGUGUGAAAACUGAGAGAGAUCCUUGGAGAACAACACCAAAUGUUGGACCUGAAUCCAGCUUUACCUUCCCUGGAGCGUCUCCUGGGACUCCUACCUCUUCUAAGGAAAGAGAAAUUAAGCCAUUCUCUUUGCCAAUUAGCAACUACAGGCCUGAAAACUAUCUGACAACUUCACAAAGUACCUUCAACGUUCCCCACAAAGAGGAGAUCAAACACCAACCUAUAGAUCAGGGUGCGUUAUUUACCAUCACCCAAAAAGAAACCUUAUCCACUUCAGCCCCAAAGAUGUCAGCUUCAUAUGGGCAUCAACUCUCGAGCACCAGCUGUAGCUCCUACAACUUUCUGCCAGACCACAAGAGUACGGCCGACGAUUUCUCGAAAUUGGCAUCAAAUGUGUCUGUUUAUGCCACUCGAGAAGAAGAUCAACCCAGUUACUUUGACUGUAAUCCACAAUUGGCUGGGAACAUUUUAGAAAAUUACGGACUGGAGAAAGCAGACCUGGACGAACUACUGAAUUACUCUGAAGAGCAGACUACUGCCGAGAACUUGCCCUACCUCUUACAAAGCAUUCGCAUGAAAAAGGCCACGAGGAGUGCACCUGGAGUUCGGUCUAACUCCGACUCUAUGACUCGACCCACUGCAAGCACAACAGGAGUAGAUGCAGUUAAUCUUGGAAAGCCAGGAAUAUUGCCGGACAAAAUGUCUUCAUCUACUCUUCUUCAUCCAGUGAAAACUAUUAAAAAUGAGGAAGCUGCUGCUGGUUCUGCAGAGGUAGAUGGUAGGAAUAUUCAGAGGAACUCUUUGCUGAUGGAUAAUUUUCAAAACAGCAGCAAAGAGGGGCCACUCCCAACUUUAAUUAAAAUAAAAAGUGGUGAUUUGGGUUCUUCAGGUGACCAGAAAGGGUCUUUUGUUGCCGUGCCGCCUCCAAAAAUCAAUCAAACUAGACUGCUUCAAACUCAACCGAACCAGGUGAGUGGAAUGACUCGAUCCAUUGGUUUUGGACAAACAAAAACACCCAAUAAUAACACAGAUAUGAUUAUUAAACCAGUUAAACAGUUUGACUGUGCAUAUACUGGAAAAUCUAUUACAGAUGUUGAGAAUACAUCUGUCAGGAACAUUCAGACUGCAACUGGGGUUGGUGGAAAGGAUAGCAAAGAAGCACCACAGCCAAGCGUGGCAGAGUUAAAGAACAGCAGUUUGGUUUCUCCAUAUGACCAGAGCGUAUUUGCUGCUGGUUUCAACCAACUGAAUGUUGUGGCCUUUCCAAAGAGGAAUGCAACUGGAAAACUGGAGACCCAGCAAAACCUUACGUCGCAGUCAGUUCCCCAACAUGAAACCAGAGAUGCUACAUCCAGUGGUGAAAAUAAAAUUCAAGGAUCAAAUAUGGCAGACUCAACGAUUAAUCUGCAAAUGCUACAGAAAACCAAUAUAAAGAAAAUUUUGCACAUUCUGAAGGAUUUGCAGCCUGAUGUGUCUUAUGCCGCAAAACCAGAUUCUCAAUCACCUUUCAUUCCCAAAAUGCCACAUGUUGAGAAUACAUCUGUCAGGAACGUUCACAAUGCAGCUGGGGUUGGUGGAAAGGAUGGCAAAGAAGCACCACAGCUAAGCUGGUCAGAGUUAAAGAACAGCAGUUUGGUUUCUUCAUAUGACCAGAAAGUAUCUGCUGCUGGUUUCAACCAACUGAAUGUUGUGGCCUUUCCAAAGAGGAAUGCAGCUGAAAAACUGGAGACCCAGCAAAACCAUUCAUCCCAGUCAGUUCCCCAACAUGAAACCAGAGAUGCUACAUCCAGUGGUGAAAAUAAAAUUCAAGGGCAAGGAUCAAAUAUUGCAGACUCAACGAUGAAUCUGCAAAUGCUACAGAAAACCAAUAUUCAGAAAAUUUUGCAGAUUCUGAAGGAUUUGCAGCCUGGUGUGUCUUCUGCCACAAAACCAGAUUCUCAAUCACCUUUCAUUCCCAAAAUGCCACAUGUCUCGGAUGUUGUUCUACCUUCAACAGUUGUAUCCAAGAACCCUGCAUCCAGCGUUUCUCAGUCUCAGCCAAUCAUUAAAACAAAUAACAAUGCUCAUGUGCCAUCUUCUAAACCUCGACCUCCAGCCAAGACUGGGUCCUCUGAGGAUCUGCCAUCCCUUGGUGUGAGGCGUGAUUAUGCAGCAGUAAUGCCAGGAAGAUUUCCACACAUCUGCUCUUUAUGUAACAAAGAAUGUCCUCAACUAAAGGAUUGGGUUUCCCACCAGACAAGCAACCAACACCAUGCGAACUGCAACCGCCUUCGCAACCAAUACCCUCAUUGGGAUGAGGAAGUGCAAAGGGAUGCAAUUAAAAGUUCUAAGACUUUAACCCGAGCCUCCCUACAUCAUCGUUCCCGCUCAAACAGCGGUACUUGUUCCAGCUCAGGAGAUGGACGAGACAAAUCCAUCAGCCGUUCACAUUCCCGCUCAUACAGUCCACGUCGUCGGAGGAGCUCAAGAGACGGAAAGCACAAAUACAGCAGUAGAUCAGGACAUGGCAAAAACAGAUCCAGUAAUGGCUCCAGUUCCCGUUCACACAGCCCCAUUCGCCACGGCUCAAGAGAUAGAAAAAACCACUCCAACGGUACUUCCUCCCAACACAGGCUGCAAUACCGCACCUCAAGGUCGAGGUCUCGCUCUUGCUCCCCACGUUAUAAUCGUUCUGGUUAUCGAUCACGUUCAAGAAGCUAUGAGAAACGGUCCUCACCAAAGAGAAUGAAUAAGAAAUCAGUUUCACCAAGAAGGACCCACGAACGACGGUUGUCUCGAGGAAGAAGUUGUGAGCGAAGAUUGUCACCAAGAAGUGAUCGGAAAGAAGGGUCAAAGAGAUUCUUUGAGCGCCAGUCCUCCCCAAGAAUAUCUGAUUAUAAACGAUUGUCACCGAGGAGUGGAUGUAUGAGACAGAUGUCCCCAAAAAGAACGGAUAAACGAUGGUCCCCAACAAGCAAUGGUGAGCACCUCUCACCCAGAAGAAGUGGCAACAGAAGACGGUCACCAGUGAUGAGCCAUGACCAACACUCCUCUAGGUCAAAUGACAGACUGUGGUCACCACAAAGAAGGACAGAUGUUAGUACUUAUGACAAGCACCGGUCUCCGCCAAGAAGGUCCGACGACAAGCACCGGUCUCCGCCAAGAAGGUCCGACGACAAGCACCGGUCUCCGCCAAGAAGGUCCGACGACAAGCACCGGUCUCCGCCAAGAAGGUCCGACGACAAGCACCGGUCUCCGCCAAGAAGGUCAGACGACAAGCACCGGUCUCCGCCAAGAAGGUCAGACGACAAAUAUUGGUCACCGCCAAAGUACCAUGAUCGACAGUCAUCCCCAAGAAGGAAUGAUGAUAAAAGACGGUCACCAACAAGAAAACGUGAAUCAUUCCUUGAAAGAGAUGAGCAACAAUUCCUGUCGAAGCAGAGUGAUGAGGAAGCGUCAAGUGUUAGGAGAAACCGCAAGAGACAUGCGACUCCAGAAGAAGAGCCAUCCUGUCAGAAAAAGAAGUCCAGCAGUGUACGGAUGCUGACAAAGCGGCUGCUGGAAAAUUCAGCUUUCGAGUCUGCCUCAGGACAGUCCAACAUCAAAGAUGUCGUAGAUUUAGUGGUUCCUGUUUUACUGGCUGAACUUGCAAAGAAUCAGGAUUCCUCACAGUCAUCAUUAGGAUUACCCUCACAGGACAAAAGGAGAAAGGUCUUAACACAUUCAUCAAGUGGAAGACAGUUAUCACCAUCUUCUUCAAAAAUACUGUCCAAACUCAAGCAGAAACAUGCAAGAUCUUCUAAAAAGACCAAGGACAAGAGGGCCCUCUCCGUUUCCUCACAACAUAGAAGAAAACAUCAUAAACUAAGAUCUGAGGAUUCCAAGAAACUGGGUUCAUCUGAGAGCUUGGACCAUCUUCCGAUAAAAACGCUUUUGUCUUUGCAUCAGAAACUUGUGAAAAAAGCGAAACGCUUAUCUUCCAAAGGAACACACGUCUCCAAAUCCAAAACUUGCUCGCAAAAAACACAGGCUUUGAAGUCGGUUGUAUCGGUAAAAGAGCCGUUGAAACAAUUAGUUUCCUUGAGGUUCAGAAGUCUGGAAACAAGCCCUGAUUUUGGCCUCUCAAAUCAAAGAACUGGACCUAUAGUUUUCAGAAAAGAUCAAGAUUUUGAAGCUGCAGUUAAAGAAACGACUAGAGUUAAAGGGACAAGGAGGAUUAUUAUUCCUGAACCAAAUGAAGAAAAGAAAACUGUCACCAAAGUAAAGCUUGAUUCUUCAAAAACAUUUGCAAGUAAACCGCUGGAUAAAACUGCUGAAUGUGCUGGAGUAGCUAAACUAAUAAAAGUUGAAGAUUCUUUGGGAAAUAAACAACAAACUGCAGAUUCUUCACAGCUUCAACUGGUUAGUAAAAUGGUGACCGCACCAAGUCCACUUCAGGCUCAGGAGACAAUCAUCAAAACUCAAGAAACCUCGGGCAAAACUUUGCCAAAAGUCCAACAAAAAAUGGAUCCAGAAUCCAAGAAGUCCAAAAGCCUUGGAAAGAGUCCUGAUUCAGGUGACACAAGAGACAAACCAGGAGCCAAUGUUUUCAAAGAAGGCAGAGAGACUCAAGUUGCAGUGAAAGACACAACCAAGGUUGGGAAAAUAUUAAAGAAGUCUGUCGCUGAAGCAAAGGAAAUGGUCACAAAAGUAAAGGUCAAUGCUUCAAAAACCUCUUCAGAUACACUUCUGGGUAGAAAUACUAAAUGUCCUGGAAUCGCUAAGCUAACAAAAGUUGAAGAGUCUCUCGGAGAUGAACGGAAAACUUCAAAUGUUUCGCGUCCAGAACCGAAACAGAUUAAGCCGCUGAUUGGUAAAGUGGUGACCAGACCACAUCCACUUCGGGCUCAGGAGACGAUCGUCAAAACUCAAGAAACCUCGGACAAAACUUUGCCAAAAGUCCGACCAAGAAUGGAUCCAGAUUCCAAGAAGUCCAAAAGCCUCAGAAAGAAUCAUGAUUCAGGAGGCACAAGAAACAAACCAGCAACUAAAGUUUUUAAAAAAGGCAAAGACUCUCAAGUUGCAGUUAAAGACAGAACCAAGACUGCAAAAAUGCUAAAGAAGACUGUUGCUAAAGCAAUGAAAGGGAAGAAAAUGGUUGCAAAAGUGAAGGUCAAGGUUCCAAAAACAUCUACAAAUAAAAAGUUGGAUGAAAUCACCAGAUGUCUCCCAGAAGGUAAAGUGGGAAAACUUUCAGGAACGGCCUUUGGAAACUUUAGUAAAUGUGAUCAAGCAAACGUCAAAGAAUCCGAACCCUCCCUUUUUGUGUCAGUUAUUACAUCCACAAUACCAAUGGCGGAAAACAGUCCAGGUGAUUGUCAGAUUUCAAAUCCCGAGAUUUCUAAAGCAAAGACCUCACAAUUUAACUCCAAUGAAAGACGGUUACAAAUCAGCCAAGAAAAAGAAGAAACUUCAUCUGAGGGCAUAAACGUCUCAUCCAAGCUGACGAUGUCAGAAGAUCUCUCUGCAGUUUGUCAAACCCCAAAAACAGACAGUUCUGGAAUAAAGGUUUACAAAGCUGCCUUCCUCUUAAAAGACACUGCUUGCCUUGUGAAGGCAAAUGUUUCAACAACUGAAAUAAGCAAACAAACAGAAGUUAUUAUAGAAGGUAAUGCGAUGAAAAGAAAAAUUGAUUUUCUUGAGACCAACGAAGAUGAAGUGACCGCUAGAAAAGCCUCCCCAGCUAAACCUGAACAUCCUCAACCAGGCAGUGGAGUUAUCACCAGUCCAGAGAAACCUGCUGAUCCAAUGCUGAGUCAACAGACAACGAUGACAACUCAAGAAACUCCAGACCUGGCAGCGCUAAACCUGAAGACCAAUGGCAAACAGCUGGAGGUCCAACCGCGGUCUGCAGGAAGCUCUGCUGAGACACUUCUGGAUGCAUCGCAAAAAACUGAAGGGGACCACAAAAAUAACCAAAAAGUUGAUGUUCUGGCCCAGAAGAACCCGGCCGCCUGUUUUCCAAACGCAGCAGCUGCUGCUCUGAACCGCGUUGAGUCCUCAGUGACGGUUGGAGAGAGGAUUGGGUUUUACCUGAAGCUACACAAUUUCAAGUGUUUCCCUGCAGGAAUCAUCCUGUCGUCCAAACCUUACGCUCUCAACUCAACACUACUGUUGAUAACGAACCUUCCUGUGGACUAUAGCGGCUCCUACACUGAGGAGGAAGUUGUGAACGUUCUCUGUAAAUUUGAAUUUCAAUACGCACACGACAACAUCUACGUUAUCCCUCAGACUGGCAUGGCUUUUGUGCUCAUGCCAAAUGUGCGGUCAGUAAUUGGCCUCGUCUACACAGCGGUGCACGGCCAUCUCUCUUUCAGAUCGAAGAAGCUCUUCUUGCACAUCGUGGAAACAGACAUGUUAAUGACACCACUUGGGUUUUAUAAAUCUCUCAUCGGAAUAACGCCUCUAAACAUGAGAGACGAUGGAACCAGUAUAAUCUACAUCCAGAACAUUUCACCAAGCGACAUCGCUGAUCUCAGGAAAGCUUUGAGAAAAAUUGGUCAUGUGAGAAACUUCCUGCCUCUGCUUAACAAGGUUUUUGUUGAAUUCGAGACGGUUUACGAUGCAGAUCGCCUCGGCGUUUGGUGCAGCCUGAUGAGACUGGGUUUCGUCCACACAGUCAACAGGUUGAAAAUACCAAGAAGCCUCAAGAAAUCUCAACUACCAAAGCUGCCACUGAAAGCUCUGCCAGACGGUGAGAAGAUCUUACCUGAUGCAGGAAUCCCAGAUGUGAAAUCUGGCGUUCCUCAGGGCACCACGGCGCCGUGUUGGGUCACCAUGAUGACGCCGCCCUACGUCUUCCCAACUGUGUGUCCCUGGUUUAACAUCCCCAGUUUUCUGACGGUCCAAGGAGAAGAGGACAUUUUGACGACUCCCCACAGAGGCUCUGAGUUCUUCACCGUCAUGCUGACGGGUUUACCAGAAGGAAAAUACAAACAUGAGGAUGUAGCGAAGCUGGUGUGGCGUUAUUUCCCCAAACAGAACCUGCAGACUCUCUACUACAACAUCUUGGUGCUGCCGCUGCAGAGGAGGGCCUUUGUGUUCUUCUGCGACUGGGAGGCAUGCUGCAGUUUCGUCUCAGAUUGUGUGAAAAAGCCGGUUUCUGUCAGAAACUGCACUCUCAGCGUCCACUUGGUGCUGGAGGACAUGUAUCCUGGAUCCAGUGAGGGAACAAUGUACAGGACUCUGAUGAAAUGGACGAGUGGUUACGUUCCAGAGCUUUUCUCCCUGGAGAAGCGUCUGGUCAGCGUGGAGAUCUAUGAAGCGAACAUGAAUCUCAUCGAGAGCAUCAUUAAGGAAGUCGCUGCCAUCGGCAGUUUUAUCAGCUUCGUGCCGCUCACCAACAGGAUUUGCAUUGAAAUGGUUUCUCCCAGUUGUGCUACAAAGGUCCUGCAGGAGAUGCCCUUGAGGAAAGUUUUGUCUGCGUAUCUCUGGGGAAAGAUUGGACGUGUUGAGUGUGUGAAGGAUCUGAAUCAGCGUCUGGAAGAGGCCAGUCAGACCAAGAUAAACCUGGAGGCGGAGACGUCAGCAGUCGGUGGUCAGACUUCGGCCUUGAAAACUCUGGUGGAUUUUCCAAUCUCUGAGCCUCAAGGCGAUGAUGCUGCAGGAGUUAAUUCUGCCGCACCGCCGACUUUAAUCGAAUCAACGGUUUCUACAUCCGAAUCAAAGCUGGAGGUAAAAGUAUCUCCUGAUGUCGUCCUGGACUCCAAAGCCGAAGCAAAUUCAAGAGAAGAAGAACGUCAACCCUGCAGGGAGAUUUCAUCUGCAGCAGACAACUCUGUCGCCUGGACACCGCAUCCCGAUGAGAAGAUCCAAACGGAUCCACCUUCUAGCGGCGUCAGCAUCGUUCCAGACGAGUCCACUGAAACGUCUCCAUCCGUCCAGACGGAGGCAGCAGCCGAGGAAAUGGACGAAGAGCAACCAGCUGGCGCAGAUUCCUGCCUCACUGCCGGGGAGAGGAUAGGAAAUUUACUGCAGCCAGAAAAAAUUUGUUGUCUUGGUCAUAGCAUCAUCAUGUCCCCAAAACCUUUUUCCCUUCAGUCGAGGCUUUUGUUAGUAACCAACCUGCCUCGUUAUCGGGACGGCUGCUACUCUGAGAGUGACGUCAGCAAUCUGCUGCGCAGAUUUGGGUUUCAGUACGAGGACACAAACAUCUUUGUGGUUCCGCAGGCCUGCAUGGCGUUUGUCCUCAUGGAAAGUUACCAGAAGGCACAGGACGUUUUCAAAGCUGCGAAAGAUUGUUUGACUCUGAAUGGAUGUAAACUCUCUGUUGAGAUAAUCAGCAGUGGGGUCGUCAUGACAACGUUUGGAUUUUAUAAAUCUCUCAUGGAAAUGAUCGAUUUUCCGGUCACCGACGACGGAACCAGAACCGUUUACAUCCAGAACGUCUCACCAAGCGAAGCCCGGGAUCUCAGGGAAACUCUGAGGAAAAUGGGCUCUGUUAAAAACUUCCUUCCUCUUCUCAACAAGGUGUUUAUCGAGUUUGAGUCUGCUGCUGAUGCUGAUCAGAUUGGAGUUUGGUACAGCCUCCAGAGACGCUGCCCUCCUCAUAAUGUCUCCAGGAUAAAAGAUCCCCAGACCAACGUCACAUCAUUGACACCACACCUGGUAGCGACAGCAGCGCCAGAAAGCAAAGAUGUCGUCGCCGGGCCGAUCGUCCCACCGAUGAAUACCAGCAUCCCAGAGGGCAGCUGGGCACCAUUUUCAGUCGCCAUGACAACUGCUCCCUUCCUCUUCCCAACAGUGUCGCCUUGGUUCAUCAUUCCAAAAUUUAGGACGGUUGAUGGAGAGGAGGACUUGUUGGCAUCCGUCUCUGUGGCCUCUAAGUUUUCUACCGUUAUGUUGACGGGUUUACCCGAAGGAAACUACAAACACGAGGACGUCGCCAGGCUGGUGUGGAAAAAUUUCACCAAGCAGAAUCUUCAGACUCUGUUCUACAGCAUUGUGGUGCUGCCGCUGCAAAAAAGGGCUUUUGUGUAUUUCAACGACUGGAGAUCAUGCAACAACUUUGUUCAAGAUUUCCUCAAGAAGGGGGUUUCCUUUACAAGCCACCAGCUGCACAUCCACCUGGUCUUAGAGGAUAUGAAUCCUGGAUCCAGUGAGGACAUGGUGUACCAAACGCUAAUGAAAUGGAGCAACGCUCACGUUCCUGAACUCGAAUCUCUGGAUGAGCGGCUGGUGUGUGUGUCGCUCUCUGAAACCUCCCUGAACCUCAUCAUGGCGACUAUAAAAUUAGUAACAAACAUCUCUCCAGUUGUUAGCUUCCUGCCGCUAGCCAACAGGUUGUGCAUCGAGAUGGCUGAAUCCAGAGGAGUAGAUCAGGUGGUGGAGAGGUUUGCAUGUGCGCCAGAAGACUGGAAUAGUCAAGUCCAGAGUGUUGAAUCUGUGAAGAGCCUAAAACUGCGUCUCAGAGACUCGGGCGAAACAAUAAUAGAUCUUGAACGCAACACUGAAGACAUCAAUGACAAGACGUCUGCCACAAAAAAUGAACCGCAACCUCCUUCAUCUGAUACUCCCGUUAAAACAAAACCUCCCGUCCAAGAAGCCACACAUCUUCCAAACAACGCUCCGUCUACAGAGGAAAUGCCUGCUAAAGGAUCUGGGACAAAGAUAGAAAUUGGUGGGACAGAAAAUGAAAAUGUGCGGUCCAGAGUUACAGAAAAACAGUUUGACGUUUGUGGAAAAGUUGAAGAAUCUGCAGUGGUGCCUAGAAACAAAACUGAGACCGAGAAGAAGAAGCAACAAGCAAAAAUUGUUGAGGUUAAAGAGGAUAAGAGUGAAAAUGUUGCUAAAUCCAAAGUUGGAAAGACGGAAGAUGAAAAAUCUUCACCUGCUAAACCAACAAAGACUCUGAUAUCAACCCCCGUGGCAGAGACUCAGCCAUCUACACCUUUAAAUAAUCCUCAUCUGAGCCCACAAACCAGCUUACAAACCUCAGUGAAGGCGCCAUCACAGCUCCAGAAAUACAUAAACCCAAAACCAGCGUCUUCUGCUGAAAACCCGAAGACCAAAACGAACAUUUCAGGAAACUCAGCCGCUGUGAAGAAUCCCGCAUCUAAAGCUUCAGCAGCCUCAGCUGAAAUCAUCCCAAACACAAAAUCCUCGACAACGGCAACAAAAUCGGAGCCGCUUGCAGCAACAACGUCAACCGAGGCAUUUCCUUUGACCCCUGGAGAGAAGCUGCACCAUUUCCUGACACCAUUUAAACUCUGUCAGCUUGACAUAAACACCAUCUUGUCACCAGUGAUUUUCUCUCUCCACAUCACCUUGGUUGUCACCAACCUGCCCAGAUGGUUCGACGGCUCCUACACAGAAACCGAAAUCAUCAACGUUCUUCAGAAGUGUCGAGUUCAGUGUGACGAAAAUGAAAUCUUUAUCGUUCCCCAGUCGCAAAUGGCUUUUCUCAUCAUGCCGAAAGCGGCGGAGGUGCAGCAUUUGUUCAGAGUGACACCGUGGAGGGAACUUUUCUUCAAAGGACGAAAUCUUGGAUUUCAUGUUGUCACCAGCUCUGCACCAAUGACUUUGUUUCGGUUUUAUAGAUAUUUGAUGUCUUUUACUGAUUUUCCGACAUUUCAGAUGAAAUUGGGAACAAAAAACGUGCUUUACUUCCCCAACAUUUCAGCAAGUGAAGCCAGAGACCUGAGGGAAGCGCUGAGGAAAAUCAGCAGCUUUAUAAACUACCUGCCUCUGCUCAACAGGGUUUUUGUUCAUUGUGAAACUCCGGAGGAUGCCGAUCGACUCGAAGCUUGGUACAGCUACUGGAGAUGGAGCCGAUCCCACGACGCUCAGCAGACGGCGCUAAGCGUAUCAGCACAUGGUCUGCAAAUCUGGGAGAAUAUCUCGGUUGAAACCAGCGUCCCACAAACGGCAGGCGCCAUUCCAGAGGGAACCAAGGCGCCUUUUUGGAUGAGCGUGACGAAAGGUCCUUAUGUAGUUCACACUGCAUCUCCUUUCUUCAAAGUCCCAGCUUUUCGGACAGUCGACAGGAAUACCUGUGCCAGGAUUUCUGAGCGAGAUUUGAAGUUUGCAGCCAUCAUGUUGACUGGUUUACCAAACAGAAGCUACACACACGAGGAAGUGGCUAUGCUCGUGUGGAGGCAUUUUCCCGAACAGAACCUUCACACGCUGUACAACAAUGUUGUGGUUUUACCACUGCAGAGGAGGGCUUUUGUGAUUUUCAGCAGCAGUAGUGCUUGCAUAAGAUUUCUUAGAGAUCGAAACAGGAAACGAGUUUACUUCAAAGGCUUCAUUCCAAACAUCCAUUUGCUGUUGGAGGAUCUCAGCCUUGGGUCCAGUGAGGAAUCCAUGUUCAGAUCUCUGAUGAAAUGGAGCAAUAUUCAUGUUCCAGACCUGACGUCUUUGGGGGAGCGGCUGCUUGUUGUGGAGGCUUCAGGGACAAACGAGCAUAUCACGAUGAUGGUUAUGAAAGAAGUAGCAAGCAUCGCUACUUUCGCUAGCUUCCUGCCGCUAGCCAACAGGAUUUACAUCGAGAUGGCCGAGUCCAGCGGAGUCAGAAAAGUGGUGGAAAAGUUGUCUGUUCGCAAAUUAUCUCAACAGCAUGAAGCUUGGAAUCUGGUUGGACGUGUUGAAAGUUUGUUGAGCCGAAAAGAGCGACUGAAGGACUGUGAAAAAAUUGCAGUGAACCUUGAACUCGGCACCAUGAGUGUCAAACCUGAGGCUGCACCACUGAAGGCGAUGGACAAGAGAUCUGCAACAUGCAAUCCUCUGCCAGACAGAAGUCUGACCACAUCUCAUAAAGCAGCAGGAUUCCUUCAGAUUUCCAAUGGAAGCUGCAGCAGCUUUAAAAGUCCUUCUUCCUCCAAGCCAACCACCAAAGAAAUGAAGAUCUCGUAUUCAUCAUCUGCAACUAGAGAUAUCCCAAAGUCUAAUAAAGACUGCAAGAGCUCUGCUCUUUGUCAGUAA
Molecule: messenger RNA, 12314 nt
Organism: Gambusia affinis (western mosquitofish)
Lineage: Eukaryota; Metazoa; Chordata; Actinopteri; Cyprinodontiformes; Poeciliidae
Exons: 57
Coding region: 303-12314 (4003 amino acids)
Source: RefSeq, a predicted model, not a curated record